AUGUUGCUGACCUCGCACGCAGCAAGGGACGAAAAGACCGGUACCUAUACUCCUGAAGCGGAAACUUUCUUGAGAGACAUGGCACAGCGUCUGAAACUGUUUCACACACUACACUGGGCAUCACAAUCUCGUCGCUUCUACCCCCUUUUGACUAAAAAAGGAUGGGAUCGCAUGGUGGAUCGAGGUCUCUUGACUCAACGAGAGCGGAAGCGACUACAAGCAUUGAACCUUUCUCCGGAUCAAAAACAGGUCGGUGUGCUGCAGAGUAUGGUGGUGAAAUGUCAAAAAGGAAUGAGAGACAAGAAAGUGACUGGUAUACGGACCUAUUCCUUGGAAAAGAAAGUGCUAGAAGAGUUUUGUACGCUCCGAGGAAUCUCAGCGGGCAUUGCAGAUCUCGUGGCAGGCAGGAUGCCGUUAGCCUAUGUUCACUUUGUAGAAGUGCUAGUAGAUUCGUUCCUGAUUUGCGCUCCCAUUGCCAAAUAUUCCGAGUUGGGUAUCUUUUCAGUGUUAUUGACUGGAGUCCUGUCUUUCUUCUACCAUGGACUGCUGGUACUCGCCAAGGUAUUCCUGGAUCCACUGGAUAAUGAGCGUUAUAAAGUCGGGUGUGUCUAUCUUGACUUGGCAGUGUUAUUGCGAGAAAGUAACGUUGGAAUCGACAAGUAUAUUGAUGCAGCGGAAACCAUUUAG
Molecule: messenger RNA, 687 nt
Organism: Cylindrotheca closterium
Lineage: Eukaryota; Bacillariophyta; Bacillariophyceae; Bacillariales; Bacillariaceae
Source: the annotation of a GenBank genome assembly